Messenger RNA from Paramecium sonneborni, 1389 nucleotides. The record is from the annotation of a GenBank genome assembly. NCBI's taxonomy places the organism in Eukaryota, Ciliophora, Oligohymenophorea, Peniculida, Parameciidae.
AUGAAUUUCUUAAACAAAAUAUUUGCAAGUUCACAUAAUAGAGGCUCUUUUUAAAUUGAGGAUGUUUCUGGUUCUGAAGAAGAUUAAGAUGAAAUUCCAGAACAUCAAGAAAUUCCAUAAUUUAAGAAAUAAAAUAUACAAUAAUUAUAGAAUUACAAUUCUAGAAAGAAGCCUUAACCUAAAAUGGGUUAGGCAGACUUUUUGGCUAGAUAUGAUGAAAAUUUUGAAGAUGUAUUUGGAGAUAAACCAUAAUUUAAUGAUUUUCCAAAAGGUAAAAAAAGAAGAUAGGAAGAAGAUGAUGAGGAUGAAAAUGAUAAUGAAAGAAAAUCAUAAAAGAAAAAAACUUAAAGUAGAGAAAGAAAAUAAUAAUCUAAAGAAUAAAAAGAAUAAUCUAAGGAAUAAAAAGAAUCAUCAAAAGAUAAUAAGAAAACUAAAGAAAUUAAAGAAUUUAAAGAUAAUUUAGAUUAUAAAGAAUUUAAUACUGAUAUUAAAGAAUUUAAAGAACCUAAUGAACCUAAAAUAUAAAAAGAACCAAAAAUGAGAUUUCCCAAAUAAAGAAAAAGGAUUGUUAAUAAUCAUCUUUCAACAUUAAGAUCUAUUUCUAAUGAGCGAGAUAGUAUUAGUAAUAAAGAUAGAGAAUCUAUAUAAUAAAAUAAUAAAUAUAAUCCAAAUGCAAUAGCUUUACCAUAAGCUACAUUACCAAAAGGCGAAAAGAAAUAAGAUAAAUAAAAAACAAUGUUAUUUACUUUUGGAAUAAAUAGUAAUAAUAAUAAUAAUAAUGAUGAUAGUAAUAGUGAUAGUAAUAGUAAUAAUAAGAGUGAAAAAGAUAUAUAAAAUAAAAUCAAGAAUUUAUUUUCAAAUUAAAAAGAAAAAAAAGAUUAAAAUGAAUAAAACUCUAGUAAUAAUAAUAAUAAAAACAAAUAAAAAGAGAAAGAGAAAGGAGAUUAAGAAAAGAAAUAGAGGAAUGUUGAGAGAAAAGAAAACAAUUAAAAGAAAUAAUAAAAAGAGAAAAAAGAAAAGGAGAAAAAAACAAUAAAUAAUUUGAAAGAAUUUAAUGAUAUAAAAGAGAUACAAAAAAAUAUCAAUAGUAAAUAAAAUAGUGAAUAGAGAGAAACAAGAAAAUCAAACAGUAUAUAGAGAGAGAAACAAAAAGAAAAGAAAAGAGAAUAAAAAUAAUCGAGAGAGAAAGAUGAAAAAAUAAAUACAAAGUCUCCAUCCCCCGAAUUAAAAUUAAUAUAAUAUGAAACAUAGAAGAGAGUGAAAAGAAGCCAUAAAAGAGGAUUAGUAGAAGAUUUGGAAAUGUUAAAUGUAGAUGAAUUAUCAUUAAAUCCAAAUAUUGUAGAAUGCAAACCCAAUUUAUAUUUAGAUUACAUUCCUGUAUAUGAUUGA